Perognathus longimembris pacificus (Pacific pocket mouse) is the source of this 1749-nucleotide messenger RNA. RefSeq names its product solute carrier family 7 member 11 (gene Slc7a11). Bases 1 to 1506 code for a protein of 501 amino acids. The transcript has 12 exons. Gene Ontology annotation, cellular component: membrane. NCBI's taxonomy places the organism in Eukaryota, Metazoa, Chordata, Mammalia, Rodentia, Heteromyidae. The record is from RefSeq and is a predicted model, not a curated record. Gene Ontology annotation, molecular function: L-amino acid transmembrane transporter activity. Gene Ontology annotation, biological process: amino acid transmembrane transport.
AUGGUGAGGAAGCCGGCCGUGGCCACCCUCUCCAAGGGCGGCUGCCUGCCGUCGGCGGGGCCCCCCCGGGCGCGCCCCGGGCGGGCGCCGGCGGCCGCGGUGCUGCGGAAGAAGAUCACGCUGCUGCGGGGGGUGUCCAUCAUCAUCGGCACCGUCAUCGGCGGCGGCAUCUUCAUCGCGCCCACGGGCGUGCUGCGCAACACGGGCAGCGUGGGCCUGGCGCUCGCCGUGUGGACCGGCUGCGGGCUGCUCUCGCUCUUCGGUGGCUCAGGAGCACUGUCCUAUGCGGAGCUGGGAACAAGCAUCAAGAAGUCAGGUGGCCAUUACACGUACAUUCUGGAAGUCUUUGGCCCGUUGCUGGCUUUUGUGCGCGUCUGGGUAGAACUGCUCAUCAUACGGCCCGCAGCAACCGCUGUGAUAUCCCUGGCAUUUGGACGCUACAUUCUGGAACCAUUUUUCGUCCACUGUGAUAUUCCUGAACUUGCGAUCAAGCUCAUGACGGCAGUGGGAAUAACCGCCGUGAUGGUCCUCAACAGCAUGAGCGUCAGCUGGAGCGCCCGCCUCCAGAUCGGCCUCACCGUCUGCAAGCUCACCGCCAUCCUCUUCAUCAUCAUCCCCGGGGUGAUACAGUUAGCGAAAGGGCACACAGAGCACUUCAAAGACCCCUUUUCAGGAAGAGAUGCAAGCAUUAUGGGCUUGCCCCUGGCUUUUUACUAUGGAAUGUAUUCAUACGCUGGCUGGUUUUACCUCAAUUUUCUCACUGAAGAAGUAGAAAAUCCUGAAAGAACCAUCCCGCUGGCCAUCUGCAUCUCCAUGGGCAUCGUGACCGUGGGCUACGUGCUCACCAACGUGGCCUACUUCUCCACGCUCAGCGUGCACGACCUGCUGCUCUCCAAGGCCGUCGCCGUGACCUUUGCGGAGCGUUUGCUGGGGAAUUUCUCAUUAGCAGUUCCCAUCUUUGUUGCCCUCUCCUGCUUUGGUUCCAUGAACGGUGGUGUGUUUGCGGUCUCCAGGCUCUUCUACGUCGCGUCUCGAGAGGGCCACCUUCCGGAGAUCCUCUCCAUGAUCCACAUCCGCAAGCACACGCCCCUGCCCGCCGUCAUCGUCCUGCAUCCUUUGACGAUAAUCAUGCUAUUUUCUGGAGACCUCGACAGUCUUUUGAAUUUCCUCAGUUUUGCCAGGUGGCUUUUUAUUGGGCUGGCAGUGGCCGGCUUGAUUUAUCUUCGAUACAAACGCCCGGAUAUGCAUCGUCCUUUCAAGGUGCCGCUGUUCAUCCCGGCCGUGUUCUCCUUCACCUGCCUCUUCAUGGUCGCCCUCUCCCUGUACUCGAACCCGUUCAGCACCGGCGUCGGCUUCGUCAUCGCGCUCACCGGGGUGCCCGCCUACUAUCUCUUCGUCGUGUGGGACGAGAAGCCCCGGUGGUUUCGGCGAGCGUCAGAUAGAGUAACCAGGACAUUACAGAUAAUACUGGAAGUUGUACCAGAAGAAGAUAGUCAGAAAUUGUGAACUCAUGCACUGAUAUCUUAGCAAUCUGCCAGAACAGAAAGGAAAUAUGGAUCUAGACUUCAUUUUCUGGAAAUCCAGAGAAAUGCAACUAUGUCGACGGACAGAAAGAAUCAGUUAUUUCAUGUCUUCCAGUUUAUUCCGGCGAAUCUCUGAGAAAUCUAGCUUGAACUCUGUGAAAUCGAAUAUGCAGAUUGUAAUUGGAGUUCACCCUCGCUCUUUUGUGUCCGAUACUUACCUGCUGGG